Messenger RNA from Phascolarctos cinereus (koala), 1907 nucleotides. RefSeq names its product pancreatic alpha-amylase-like. Gene Ontology annotation, biological process: carbohydrate metabolic process. Lineage: Eukaryota; Metazoa; Chordata; Mammalia; Diprotodontia; Phascolarctidae. The record is from RefSeq and is a predicted model, not a curated record. Gene Ontology annotation, molecular function: alpha-amylase activity; cation binding.
AUGAGAAGAUUGUGAUCAUCCUGCUACAGUUACUCCUUUUUAAAGUGCUAUUAGCUUAAAAAGGAUUUUCCCCCCAACAAUCAUGUAAGGAGUAUAAAUAGUUGUGAAAAGAGGGCUAACUACUUCAGAGCAAAAUGAAGUUCCUGCUGUUGCUUUCAGUCCUUGGGGUCUGCUGGGCACAGUAUGAUCCCCAUACCAAGUACGGCCGAACAUCGAUUGUCCACUUAUUUGAAUGGCGCUGGGAUGACAUUGCUCUCGAAUGUGAGCGUUACCUAGCUCCCAAUGGCUAUGGUGGUGUCCAGGUCUCACCUCCAAAUGAGAAUGCAGUGAUCAACAACCCUUCAAGACCUUGGUGGGAAAGAUACCAGCCAAUUAGCUACAAGCUAUGCACACGGUCUGGAAGUGAAGAUGAUUUCAUAGACAUGGUCCAGAGAUGCAAUAAUGUUGGAGUCAACAUUUACGUGGAUGCUGUAGUGAACCAUAUGUGUGGGAGUGGUUUGAGUGCUGGAACAAGUAGCACCUGUGGUAGUUACUACAAUCCUGGAACAAGAGAAUUUUCUGGUGUUCCAUAUUCUGCCUGGGAUUUUAAUGAUGGUAAAUGUCAGACCAGCAGUGGGGAGAUUGAAAGCUACUAUGAUAUUUAUCAGGUUAGAGAUUGCCGUUUGUCCGGGCUACUUGAUCUCGCCCAGGAGAAUGAUUAUGUGCGUCAAAUGAUUGCCGCAUAUUUGAACCACCUGAUUGGCAUAGGUGUGGCAGGAUUCAGAAUUGAUGCUUCCAAACAUAUGUGGCCUGGAGACAUCAAGGCAAUUCUGGAUCAACUGAACGAUUUAAACACAAACUGGUUCCCUUCAGGAUCCAGACCAUUCAUCUACCAGGAGGUAAUUGAUCUAGGUAACGAGCCAAUUACAAGCAGUGAAUACUUUGACAAUGGUCGGGUUACGGAAUUCAAAUAUGGUGCAAAACUAGGCACGGUUAUUCGCAAGUGGGAUGGAGAAAUGAUGACUUAUUUAAGUAACUGGGGAGAAGGUUGGUCCUUCGUCCGUUCAGACAGGGCACUUGUCUUUGUGGAUAAUCAUGACAACCAGAGGGGCCAUGGAGCUGGAGGAGCUUCCAUUCUCACCUUCUGGGACUCCAGAAUGUACAAAAUGGCAGUUGGAUUUAUGCUUGCUCAUCCUUAUGGAUUUACACGAGUGAUGUCAAGCUACAGGUGGUCAAGAAACAUUCAGAAUGGAGAGGAUACUAAUGACUGGAUCGGACCACCCAAUGACAAUGGAGUGAUUAAAAGAGUAACUAUCAAUGAAGACACUACCUGUGGCAACGACUGGGUUUGUGAACACCGAUGGCGUCAGAUAAGGAAUAUGGUUAUUUUCCGUAAUGUGGUUAAUGGCGAGGAUUUCACAAAUUGGUGGAGUAAUGGAAGUAACCAGGUGGCUUUUGGCAGGAAUAAAGGAUUCAUUGUAUUUAACAACGAUGACUGGGAAUUGUCAUCGAAUCUGCAGACUGGUCUUCCUGCUGGAACCUACUGCGAUGUCAUUUCUGGAGAUAAAAGUGAUAACAGCUGUACAGGAAUUCAAGUCAACGUUGGCAGUGAUGGUCUUGCUUACUUCAGUAUUAGCAACAGUGCCGAAGACCCAUUUAUUGCCAUCCAUGUGGAUGCUAAAUUAUGAUAAAUGACUGAAUGAAUAGCAUUUCCAGAAACAAUAAGCAAAAUCAAUCUCAAUUCCCUUUUCUGACAUAUGCAAUUGUACUAAAAAUCAAGACAUUCUCUGCUACCUAAUGUCCAAAAAUAGUUUCAAAAUAAAGCUAUCAUGUUGAUAUUUAAAGCACAUGCUAUGUAAUAAUUAGAAUAUUAUGAUUGUAUCCUCUAUUAGAUCUAAUAAAACGUGACAUUGAGAGAAUAGCAAAAA